This is a messenger RNA of Impatiens glandulifera, 4372 nucleotides long. RefSeq lists its product as uncharacterized. The coding region runs from base 125 to 4219 and encodes 1364 amino acids. Gene Ontology annotation, biological process: positive regulation of DNA-templated transcription. The transcript is spliced from 9 exons. The record is from RefSeq and is a predicted model, not a curated record. Lineage: Eukaryota; Viridiplantae; Streptophyta; Magnoliopsida; Ericales; Balsaminaceae.
AGUUUAGAUAGAGUAAGGUUUUGAAUUCGAAGCUUGUUCUUCCUUUAAUCUCAUCUUCAUCUUCUUCAAUCUCGAUCUUCUCCGAUUGCAUUACUUACAGACAAACAGCGAUAUAAGUUUUUCAAUGAUGGAAAGGCCAUCGUCACCGUCAUCUACUAGUGGAAAUGGCUCGCCGGAGCUUCAGUGCGUUGGACGUUUGGAAAUCGUAAAGCCCAAACCUGUUGGUUUCCUAUGUGGUUCUAUCCCUAUCGUCACUGAUAAAUCUUUCCUUGCCUUCAAUUCUGCUCUCGUUCCCACAGCUCAAACGUUAAGCGCUCCACAGUACAGAGUAUUGCCAAAUGAAACUGACCUAAAUACUCCACCUAUGCUUUCAUAUAUACCGGAGAAGGUUCUCCCAAUUGCAGCCGCGUGCUCCAGGACAUCCGGUGGAGAUUCAUCAUGGGAGAAUAGUGCCUUGACAUCAAGUCUCACUAGGAAAGGGGAAGCUCUUGCUGUCUCUGGUUUGGCGGAGUAUGGAGAUGAGAUGGAUAUCAUAGCUCCAACUGAAAUCUUGAAACAAAUUUUCAAGAUACCAUAUUCUAAGGCUCGUCUGUCAAUUGCAGUGCGUCGUAUUGGACAGACUUUAGUUCUGAAUACAGGGCCGGAUGUUGAAGAAGGGGAAAAAUUGGUUAGGAGACACAAAUCAAAAUGUGCAGUUGACUCGUUGUUUUUAAAUUUUGCCAUGCAUUCGGUUAGGAUGGAGGCGUGUGAUUGUCCUCCUACGCAUAACGUUUCAUCAAAAGAGAUGCCAAAAUCAUCUUUUCUUCCAAGGCCAUUUGAAUCUGUGGAUGGUUCCUUUAAAUCUUCUAAAUGCCCAACUCCAAAAGAAAAGUCCGAGUCUGGGAUGGAUGGUAAUAUUUUUGAAGAGGAACAACUAAUUCAAAAAAGCGUGAAGGUUAAACAUGACAGUUUCUUGUUGAAUAACAAGAAUAAGAAGAAAAACAAAGAAUGUGCUGAUGUAAAAAAAGCUCCGCAUGUUAAAGAAAAAUCAAGGAGCUCAAUGCAAGAGCCUGAAAAAUACAGGCGACUUGGUAAGGAGGUGUUCUCAAGGAUUUUGUUUUGGCAAUUUCACAACUUCCGGAUGCUCCUGGGUAGUGACCUGCUCUUAUUCAGUAAUGAAAAGUAUGUUGCGGUGAGCUUGCACUUGUGGGAUGUUUCUCGGCAGGUGACUUCUCUGACAUGGCUUGAAGCCUGGCUUGAUAAUGUAAUGGCUAGUGUGCCUGAAUUAGCCAUUUGUUAUCAUCAAGAUGGUGUUGUUCAGGGUUAUGAGCUGCUAAAGACGGAUGAUAUAUUUCUUUCAAAAGGAGUAUCCGAAGAUGGUAUGCCUGCUUUUCAUCCACAUGUCGUCCAACAAAAUGGUCUUUCUGUUUUGAGGUUUCUUCAGGAAAACUGCAAGCAAGACCCUGGUGCUUAUUGGCUUUACAAAAGUUCUGGAGAAGAUGCCAUCCAACUCUUUGAUCUUUCUGUGAUUACCAACAACUGUUCAACUGGCGAACACAAUGGCAGUGCCGACUCUCUGCCCUCUAUGCUUCAUAGAGGGAGAAAUGAUUCCUUACUUUCACUAGGAACUCUUUUGUACCGUAUUGCACAUAGGCUAUCACUUUCUAUGUCUCCUAAUAAUCGGACCAGAUGUGCUAUGUUCUUUAGGAAAUGUCUCGACUUCUUGGAUGAGCCAGAUCAUUUGGUUGUGAGGGCAUUAGCUCAUGAACAAUAUGCUAGGCUUCUAUUGAAUUAUGAUGAAGAACUUGAGUUGGCAUCUGAAGGAGUUCCUGUAGAAUCUAAGGUAGUCAUUGUAAGUGCUGAAGAAGAAUCUUUUGACUAUUUCAACAGCAAGUCUGAAUCAAUUGUCCGUGAUAUGGUCUACGCUCCUGCUGUGGAGGAAGAAUGGAAUCGAGCUGGAGAUACAUCUGAAGAUUUAGGGUCAAAUUCUUCUUUGAUGACAUCAUUAGAAGUUAAUAUUUCUACUCCCAACACAAUGAUAGAAUCACAGAAGACAGAGCUUAUAUAUGCGGAAAGUGAGUCAAGGUCUGAUGACGAAGGUUCAUCAGUUUGUGAAUUGGCGAAAACUUCAGCUGAUGUGAUUCAAACAAUUGUUGAUCCAAUCUCAUCGAAGUUAGCUGCAGUACAUCAUGUUUCCCAAGCCAUUAAAUCUUUAAGAUGGAAACGCCAAUUGCAAAGCACUAGUUCAACUGUCGAAAAUAAUACUUUUCCUUCAGCUGUGGACUUCUCUAUAUGUGAUUGUGGCGAUGCUGACUGUAUUGAAGUUUGUGAUAUUCGGAAAUGGCUUCCAACGUCGAAACUGGAUGAUAAAUUAUGGAAACUGGUUCUUUUGCUUGGAGAAACAUACUUGGCCCUCGGACAAUGUUAUAAAGACGAUGAUCAACUCUAUCAAGCUCUAAAAAUUGUAGAACUGGCAUCGUUAGUCUAUGGAUCCAUGCCUCAGUACCGCGAAGAUACAACAUUUGUUUCUUCAAUGAUUUGUAGUUUAGACACUGAGCCUGAUGAUGCUAUUGAAGUGACAUCUAAUUUGCCAUCUGACUGUUUCUCGUCCACUUAUCUAUUCUGGGCCAGAGCAUGGACUUUAGUAGGGGACAUUUAUAUUGAGUUCCACAUGACGAAAGGUCAAGAGAGAAAAAUGUCUAGCAAAGAAUUAAAAAUGUCCUCAAUGGUGCUGAAAGAGGUCAAACGGCUGAAGAAAAAGCUCGGGCAAUUCGGACAGGACUGUAGUUUGUGUUCUUUGAUAAACUGUAGCUGUCAGGUUGACAGGGCAAAUAGCGGAAGCAAUGCUAGUAGUAGUAGUAAUGGCGGUUCGCGUUUGUUAGGUUAUGGAAAAAAACAAAACAGAAAAGUUUAUGGAAGGAACUCUGAACCGGUCUCCAUAUUUUCAGAACAGACAAGAACGGGUGGCAUAUUCAAGUUCCUGUCGGGUCCACCUAUUAUUGGAGAUUCUGAAUAUAAUCUUUCAGCUGCACUUGUUUGUUAUGAAGAGGCUAAAAAAGCGUUGGGUGAAUGUCCAGAUGGAUCAUCAGAAACACAGUCUUUGCUGAAAAAGAGAGGAUGGGUUUGUAAUGAAUUGGGACGGAAGAGGCUUGAGAACAAAGAAUUGGAAAAAGCCGAAAUUGCAUUUAUGGACGCAAUUAUUUCCUUCAAAGAAGUUUCCGAUGUCACCAAUGUGGUACUGAUUUACUGUAAUAUGGGUCAUGGAAGACGAUCGUUGGCUGAAGAGAUGGUAUCGAGGAUAGAAGCUCUAAGAAAACAUGUCAUUUAUCGCGAUGCAUAUGUCCAAGCACUCGAGACUGCAAAAAUUGAAUACCGCGAAUCCUUAAGAUAUUAUGUAGCUGGGAAGAUGGAGGUAACCAUAGUGAAAGAAUCUGAGAUGAGCAGUCUCAAGAGUGAAGUAAUUACGCAAUUAGCUCAUACGUAUCUGAGGCUUGGCAUGCUUUUAGCAAGAGAAGAUACGAAGGCUGAGGUUUAUGAUAAUUUCGGUCAUACUAAAAACACGGGAAAGAAAGAAGUCUCGGCCAAUGAUGUUAUUAGGGAAGCUUUAUCGUUAUAUGAGUCUAUGGGUGAGCUAAGGAAACAGGAAGCGGCGUAUGGAUAUAUGCAGCUUGCUGGGUAUCAUAGGGAUUGUUGUUUGAAGUUUUUGGGAUGUGAAAAGAAGAAAACUGUGUCAAAAAGUGAAAAUGGCAUUAUGCAAAAGGUGAAGCAGUAUGCUUCCUUAGCUGAGAGAAAUUGGCAAAAAUCUAUAGACUUUUAUAGAGCGGAUACGCAUCCUAUGAUGCACCUGACGAUAUUAGUUGAAAGAGCUGCUCUUUCCCUGAGUUUGUCUGAUCAUCUACACUCUCAUGGGGUACUGGAUUCCGCUUUUGGUAUACUGCUAGAAGCACGGCAUAUAAGUGGAGAAACAAUUGCAAAAACAAAAAUGGAAAAUGAAAAUGAUUUGAUCUGUUCUAAAUUUUGGAGUCAACUCCAAUUGGUGUUGAAGAGGAUGCUGAGCAUGGCUUUAUCAUCGUCAUCAAAUAGCAAUAAGUCUUCAUCAUCUAAUUUGCAGCAGCAAAGUUGUUCAUCUAAUCAUCAUCGUUCGGGAGAUGCUAGUAAGCUGAAAGAGCUUUACCUGAUGGCUCUAACUUCCUCUGAAUUCGCUCAAUUGCGUGAUUUUCAUCACAUUUGGAUUUCCUAGCUGCUUCUCGACUUACUGUCUCUCAAAUUAGUUAGUUGAUAUAUAAAAUUGUUUAUAUAUUUGUAUUAAAGUUUUAAGAUUUUUGUAGACAAAUUAUUCAUAUAAAGAUGUUUAUUUUAUUUAAUGGGCCAGUCUUUCUGAUUAUCAUGGAAU